CUCACGGAUGAAGGGAGAUGUGGAGAGGGAGUACCUGAGCCCUGAUUUAAACCUGCUCCGCAUGUUCCGCCUGUACAAGGAAAACAAUCCAGCAUCCACUGCAAAGUUCUGGCUCUAUAGGGACAUCUUCAAGCAGCAAAACCUCAGUUUUGGGCAGCCAAGAAGUGAUACUUGUGCAAAAUGUGACGCCCUGUUCUUUAAAUUAGUAGCUGCUACAACAGAUGGAGAAAGGUUGAAGAUCACAGCCGAGAGUGAGCUUCACCACCGGAAAGCCGAAAAAGCGUACACCCAGUUGCAGGCUGACACAGAGUGGGCCAAAGCCAAUGAUGACUGCCAUGUCAUUUGUAUCGACAUGCAGGGGGUAGUGUUCACGCCAAACCUGACACACUCCAACGUGUACUAUCAACGGCAGCUGGCCAACUACAACCUCUGUAUCCAGGAGAUGGGCACUGACAAACCUCCUACAAUGUGCCUCUGGCAUGAGGGCAUCGCUCACAGAGGUUCCAUCGAGGUGGCAAGCUGUCUUUUGAAGUGGGCAGAAACAUCUUUCGCUCCCCUAGUCCAGGCAAAGGAACGGAAGCUCAUCAUCUAUAGUGACCGAUGCUGUGGGCAGAACAACAACUGGCGAGUCCUAAACCUCAUGGCCCUACUCGUAUCUAGAGGGUACUUCAGUCAGAUAGAGCAGAAGUUCAUGGUGUCUGGUCACUCCUUCCUUCCCUGUGACCGUUCAUUUGCCACGCUGGACAAGAGGCGUAAGGUGUCCACACUCCACACCCCCAGCGAUGUCGCCGAGAUGAUCCGUGGAGCCAGGCAGCUGCAUCCAUUUAAAGUAAUUGAGAUGAAAUGUGCGGACUUCAGGCAGCUCCCUGAUGCAACAUUAAAGCAUCCACCUGGCUUCCUAAUCACAUCCAUGAUGUGGUUGAAAGUGACAGCUACUGAUCCAUGGUGUGUCCACACAAAAGGGAGCCACAGCCUCUACGAGGGAUGGAAGCAUUGGCUGAUCACCAAACAGAGGAAGAAUCAACCACCUCCAGCUCCCUUGUUCUCCACCACGUAUGCUCGUGCUUACGAGGACCCUCUGCCCAUCAAGGAGAAGCACCGUGACCUUAUGAAAAUGCUAGCCUACAUGCCAGCGGAGGCCCAAGCAUUUUAUGGGACAUUAGAAUGUGAAGAGUAG
Molecule: messenger RNA, 1177 nt
Organism: Megalobrama amblycephala (Wuchang bream)
Lineage: Eukaryota; Metazoa; Chordata; Actinopteri; Cypriniformes; Xenocyprididae
Exons: 2
Coding region: 8-1177 (389 amino acids)
Source: RefSeq, a predicted model, not a curated record